Molecule: messenger RNA, 1221 nt
Organism: Nerophis lumbriciformis (worm pipefish)
Lineage: Eukaryota; Metazoa; Chordata; Actinopteri; Syngnathiformes; Syngnathidae
Source: RefSeq, a predicted model, not a curated record
AUGUGGGCAAUCUUCGCGCCGCUGAUGCUAACCAUAGCGUUAGCCGUAGCAUUAGCUCAUGGACAAAUAUUGCAGCUUCCGCCGAUGCCGGUCAAAGAUGGCUGUUUUUUGGCGGAGUCCGAGUUGGACUUGUUCCGUUUGGAGAAUGAAGCGGUUGAGGUGUCAUUUCCUUUCUUCCGGACGGCCCUCAAACGACGGCUUGUAAAUCCGCCCGACGACGCCUACCGCAUCGUCAAGGGCGACGGAGAUGACAGCAAAGACGGUGAAGGUCGAAUCAAGCGGCUUGGCUCGAACUUGUGGCUCCUUCCCGCUCGACCGUCCGACUCGGGCAACUACACCUGCACCUUCAGAAACACAACCUAUUGCGUCCGCGGCACCGUUUCACUGCAUGUGUACGCGGCGGCAUCAGUGGACGUGGAUAAGCUGUCGUAUCUGUACGACGCCACCGUAGGAGAAGAUGUCACGCUCAGAUGUCCUGCGGGGAAUCUGGUCUCGCGGACGAGUAUCGAGUGGUUCAAGGAGAAUUUGGGCAGCAGCCUCCAAAGCAAUAGGUGGCAGACUUUGGGCCACGACGCGGCUAAGCUACACAUCCCGGCGGUGGCGCAUUCGGACGGCGGUCUGUACACAUGUCGCCUUAAGGUGCUGGUGGAGCGCCGUGCCUUCACACUCACCAGGACCAUUCGGCUUCUCGUCAUAGGCCCGGAGCAACACACGUCAGCAGAGCCCAAUUUAUCGACGGCUUUGACUCCGGCACCGCCACUGAUUGCUUGGCCGCCUAACGGUAGCGUCAUCGAGGCCUCUCACGGUUCAGCACUGGAAGUGACAUGUGUGGUUUUCACGGGGUGCGACCAGAGCGCCUCCACCAUUGUGUGGUGGACAGCAAGUGGCUUUGAAGUGGAAGCAUCCCCCCACAUAAGGAGGGAAGGGCGCGAAGCGUCGGGCUGUUGGGUGAACGCGACGCUUGUUGUCCGGGCGAUGACGGAUGAAGAGGCAGGGGCGGAGCUGACAUGCCUGGCUGAAAACCGAGAUGGAAGACGCCAAGUCACCGUCACGCUGCGCUUGCAAGACUCAAGCGGGACGUGGCUGGUAUUUGUGUGCGUUUCAACUUCCUGUUUUCUGGUGGUGGUCUCCGUCUUCCUCUACAUUCUGCUUGUUAAACCCAAACUCAAGAAGAAGAGGAAAGCGGACUACUUCCUGACACGAAACAGCAGCUCCUUCUAG